AUGACAGAUUCGGACGCGAGCUUGAAGCAGUUGGUGUCAAGAGGAUGGAAAUACCACCAUGCAACCUUUGAUUUAUACCUGAAACUCAGCGGUGUUUUGUUAUCAGCUUCGGCAGUCACCCAUGUGGUCUUGCCCGAACUCAGACGGCUGGUGCAACAGGAGAGGCUUCACAGCAAAGGUGAUGAGUUGAGAGUCAAGAAGGUCAAUCUUGAUCUCUCCAACACUGGACUCACAGAUGUUGCACUGAAUGCCUUCCUGUCUGCCUGGCAGACCUUAGGCAUUUCCAGCUGUUCCCUUUGCUUCAGAUUACAACGCAACCGUCUCACGGGAGUUUCCUUGGUGACCCUGGGACACUUCGUGACGGCGGAGUCCAUUGGAACCUUGGAAGAGUUACAUGCAACGCAUCAGCUGGGGCCUGAGCUGUUCACCCGAACUUCGGUGCUGAGCUUCUUGAAGAAACUCUCCCAGUGCAGCAAAUACCCCAUCUGGGUGAAGCGACGGCGCUGCUUUCGACCGGUUCAUCUGCGCUUGGGACACUGUGGGAUUGAGAAGCCUGAGGAAAUUGCUGGUGAGAUGGAGAAAGAUGGAGCCCGGAUCUGCUUUGCAGAUGACCAGGGCUGCAUCCGCGCUGCUUGCGCGUUGGCGCGUCAUGGCGCAGGAUGUCCGGUGGCGCAUUUGUACGACUUUCGCAACCAGGAGCUGCCUGCGGAAAGGCCAGAGCCACUGGGAGCCCCGGAGAGAUUGAGGGAAGCAGAGCAGAUGGAAGCGACGCUACAAGGAGAGAAGGGAAAACUCUUCCUGUGUGGAUCAUGUGAGAGAUCUCUUCCAAUCGACAUGUUUACCCGAUGUCAAUUUUCCAAGGCCAGUAAAAUGGAUGAACAUCGGGGGGAAUCGCAUUUGGUGCGACGGUGUAAUGAGUGCGUCACUCAGCCCUGCUGUGCCUGUGGUCAGCUACUGUCCCUGACCGCCUUUUCGGGGAGUCAGAUGCUGCGACCACAGGGCAGCCGUCGUUGCAGACCCUGCACUCUGGAGACAUGGUGGUGUGACCGGUGCUGCAAGCCCAAGGCAACCACGGAAUUUUCCUCCUUCCAAGCCCGAAAAGGGAAGCAAAUCUCCAAGGUGUGCCGAGGCUGCGAGAAGAGCAACCCUUAUUUCGACCGGCGCCAUGUUGUUUGUGCCAUCUUCAGUGGCAAAUUUACAGCUCCUCCAUGGCGUUUGCCUUGCCUAUCCAAAGAAAUCCUGAUGUCCAUCUUGAGCUUCGCCAAAGAGUCCAAGUUCAUAACCAUCAAUGGCUCAAGUUACAGCUGCAGUUUGUGUAACAAGACCAAAUCCUUCCUGGCCAACGCUGGGGAGGAUGCCGUGGAACGGCAUCUCCGCACAUCCCAGGUGCAUGCCAAACGCCUCAGGAGCUUGGAGGCGGGUCAUUUGGUGGAAGUGGCCAACUCUGGGGUGGAGCUGGACCGCUUCCGGGAUGGCUUGGGACUCAAAGCAGCCUUUUGUGGAAUGGACCAAGUGAAGGAAGCAGCCAGUCUCAUUGAUCUUUGGAGUGUGCAGCCAGUCUCAAAGCUCCUUCCCUUUCUGCGGCAUGUUGGAUGCCGAGAAUCCGACUCAGGACUUCGAUGGGCAUCGCCUGAACAAUUUGAGAAGGCUUGUGGACUGAUGGAAGCCUCACAUUCCGGACUCGAAGGGGACUUCUUUGCCAGCGCAUCCAUGCAAGACGUGGCGGAAGCAGAGGAAAGAGCACUGCAACAGAAACGCACCAAGGUGAAGAUGCUGUUCCAUCCAGGUGGAGAUUCAGAUGGCUCAGAUGAAGACGAAGAGACCGUUGCACUUCGACAUUUCUUAGCCCGCUGA
This is a messenger RNA of Durusdinium trenchii, 1854 nucleotides long. NCBI's taxonomy places the organism in Eukaryota, Dinophyceae, Suessiales, Symbiodiniaceae. The record is from the annotation of a GenBank genome assembly.